GUAUCGAUGGCUUCAAAAUGGUGGCUUGCGUAACUACACACUGAGACUAUAUUAAAAAAAUAGAAGAAGAAUAUAUGCUCACGUUCAGUACGUACUAUAAUUUUUGUUGAUAUAAAUUCAAUUCGUAAUGUGAUACAAUCUAGGCAGAAUAGAUAUGGAGCAGACAGUGAUUAAGGACGAAAUCGAGAUUCACGAUGAUUUUAUUUGGAAUAUGAAUGUUAAACAAGAAUUAUGUGAUGAAAUGCCUAAUUCUGCUUCUCAAAAUGUAAAUACAUGUACUAUGCAUCCUAUUAAACAAGAAAUAAAUGACAGCCUAAAAAAAACUCAAGGAUAUGAUGAAUCAACGGUCACCGUAAAAACAGAGGAAAGCUGUAAUACGGUUGAUAAACUCAAUAUUCAAAACAAAAUGGAAAAUGUUAGAAUAAAAACUAGGAAGCCAACUAAAUCACGAGAAUACAAGAUGACGUAUCAUUGGUGCAUUGUACCAGAAUGUACAAACACUAGUAUAAAAACACCAAAUAAAGUUUUUGUGCAAGUCCCUCGAGAGGAAAAGCGACGAAAACAAUGGUUUCAAGCUAUAAGAAGGGAUUAUGCUAGCAUAAAACCUGGCAGCCCAGUAUUUGUUUGUGAAGACCAUUUCAAUCUUGAAACAGAUUUGGAAAAUUAUAUGAUGUGGAAACUAACACAAUGCAAAAAAAUUCUAAAAAAAACUACUGUUCCAACCAAAUUCGAUUGCCAGAAAGAUAGGAAAAGGGCAUUACAUGAAACACCUCGUCCUUUGACAUUAAAACGACAAAAAAACGACGUUAUCGAAGAACUUCUUAGUACCUCAACUUCAGCUGGCUAUUCAAAAGAUAUAGAAACAUCAAUGGAUACCAAUAUUACAGAACUUGCAAAAAGUGAUUCCCCAUUAAAUAUUUUAGAAGAUUCUUCAUCAUCACCCAUUUUAGAAGUAAUAAGAAAUCCAUCCUCAGAAAUUACAAGUGAUAAGGCAGUUAACAUCUACCAAAAUGAUUUGUAAAAAUUAUUCACUGUAAAAGUUUAUAUUUUUUGAGUCACUACAUCUCCAAUCAAACAGUCAAGGGAAAAUUAUAGCUACACAUAGAAGUGCCAAGUUAGAUUUAAAUAAUAUUUGUUCAACUUUAUGAAAAAUUAGAUUGGCACAAAUUUUUCAAGAACUUGGUGAUGUUUAUGAGAUAUCGUGCAGCAAGUAUAAUUUAUACGAAAUCAGUUCAGAAAGUUAAGGAGUAGCUACAAAUACCAUUUCGAGUUCGGUACAGUAAAGUCCAAUGUUUGGAAAUAGAAAUACAGAAAUCUACAGAUGCUUUAAAGCCAACAUUUACCUGUUCUGAUUAUAAAAAAACAAACACUCUUAAAUAUUUAGUGGGCUCAACACCAGAUGAAUUAAUAUUUAUUACAACAGGGUUUGAAGGAAGAACAACAAGAAGACAUUAUUAUUAUGCCUGAUAGAUGAUUCAAACAUGCGAAAAAUUUAUUGAUUGAGAAAAAUUGUUCACUUUUAAGACCAAUUGUUGUGUCGAGUUCCAUAAUUGCAAAUUUGUGUUCGAUUUGCAAUAAAACAGUUGCUAUUUGUAAGAAGUUUAAUUUGAAGAGACAGUAUGAUACAAAUCAAAAGUCAAAAUUCGAUUGUUAUACUGAAAAAAUAAGAAUCGACACAUUGCCAUCUUUAAAAUUUAAACUUCAAGGUAAACAACUCAUGUUUACUAUAUACUUGUAUAAUUUAAUAAAUAAAAUGUUAGAAUAA
Diorhabda sublineata is the source of this 1765-nucleotide messenger RNA. RefSeq lists its product as uncharacterized. The transcript has 3 exons. The coding region runs from base 155 to 1021 and encodes 288 amino acids. Lineage: Eukaryota; Metazoa; Arthropoda; Insecta; Coleoptera; Chrysomelidae. The record is from RefSeq and is a predicted model, not a curated record. Gene Ontology annotation, molecular function: sequence-specific DNA binding.